Molecule: messenger RNA, 2459 nt
Organism: Uranotaenia lowii
Lineage: Eukaryota; Metazoa; Arthropoda; Insecta; Diptera; Culicidae
Gene: Septin2
Product: septin-2
Exons: 4
Coding region: 105-1364 (419 amino acids)
Biological process (GO): cytoskeleton-dependent cytokinesis
Cellular component (GO): septin ring; cell division site; septin complex
Molecular function (GO): GTP binding; molecular adaptor activity; GTPase activity
Source: RefSeq, a predicted model, not a curated record
GUCUUCUUUUGCUUUUGCUCGCGUGUGGAGCGUUGAAUGAAAUCGUGUUGAUCGUCGAAUUGGUGUUUUUUCCUCUCUCCUGGGUGUAGUAAAAGUGAUUCACGAUGGCCGCCGCAGACGUCGACAUACAAAAGGCAAAUGAUCUCCCGCGUACCCUUAAGCUGUCCGGUCAUGUAGGCUUCGAUAGCAUGCCGGAUCAGCUGGUCAGCAAGAGCGUCCAGAAUGGGUUCGUGUUCAAUAUCCUGUGCAUUGGUGAGACGGGUUUGGGCAAGUCUACCCUGAUGGAUUCGUUGUUCAAUACCAACUUCGAAUCGCAACCGAGUCCGCACACCUUACCUAAUGUCAAGCUGAAGGCCCACACCUACGAGCUGCAGGAGAGCAUGGUGCGCUUGAAGCUCACCAUCUGCGACACGGUUGGUUACGGCGAUCAAAUUAAUAAGGAUGAUUCGUUCAAGGCAGUGGUCGACUACAUCGAUCAGCAGUUUGAAACGUUCCUCCAGGAGGAACUGAAGAUCAAGCGUUCGCUCUCGACUUACCACGACAGUCGAACCCAUAUUUGUUUGUAUUUCAUCUGUCCCACUGGCCACGGCUUGAAAUCGUUGGAUUUGGUGUGUAUGAAAAAGUUGGACUCCAAAGUAAACAUUAUACCAAUUAUUGCAAAAGCAGAUACCAUUUCAAAAACUGAACUGUCCAAGUUCAAAGCUAAAAUCAACGAUGAAUUGCGCAACAAUGGGGUGCAGAUUUACGCGUUCCCGACCGACGAUGAAUCCGUUGCUGAAAUUAACGCAACUAUGAACUCGCAUAUACCGUUUGCCGUUGUAGGCAGUACUGAUAUGGUGCGUGUUGGAAACAAAACGGUUCGUGCCAGACAGUACCCUUGGGGAACCGUUCAGGUAGAGAACGAAGCUCAUUGCGAUUUCGUCAAGCUGAGGGAGAUGCUUAUCCGCACCAAUAUGGAGGAUAUGCGCGAGAAAACCCAUACCAAACACUACGAACUGUACCGGCAAAAACGCCUGGAACAGAUGGGUUUCACCGAUGUGGACAGUGACAACAAACCGGUGUCGUUCCAGCAAACAUUUGAAGCCAAACGUAGCAACCACUUGGCUGAACUGCAAGCCAAAGAGGACGAAGUUCGUCAAAUGUUUGUAGUCCGUGUCAAGGAGAAGGAAGCGGAACUGAAGGAAAGCGAAAAGGAGUUGCAUGCCAAAUUUGAUAAGCUCAAGAAAGACCACGCCGAAGAGAAGCGCAGAUUGGAAGAAUCUCGCAAGAAGCUGGAGGAAGAGUUUGUCGAAUUCAACCGACGGAAGUCGCAAAUGGUCGCUUCUCACCACACUCUCACGCUGGGAAAAAGCAAAAAGAAAUGAAACUUGUAGAUUGGUGGGAAGAUGACGCCCUGAAAACCAAUAGAAAAAAAAAACAAAAACAAAUCAAACCAUCAAAGUAUCUCUUCUACAAAUCUGCUUUCCUUUGGACAUCGGUCGAGAUGUUUCGCAAUAAAGUCUGUUCAUCGUCGCACAUCUCGAAUGCUAAGUCAAACAUUAGGAACCAGGUUCACAUUUUAGACGGUUGAUUCGAUGAUAGCGCAAGCUAGUUUACAUUGGCUUCUGAAGCCUGAACCUUUUUAGCUGAUUUUCAAGUUUUCAAAGUUUAGGCUAAACUGUGCACAGAUUCUCCCAACAUAAGUACAUGCUUCGCUAAUCUGAUAAACAGGCAUUUAUCAGAUCGAGUACAAAGCUUUGAAAAAAAAAAACCAGCAUGGUGCAACGUGAGACAGCUUACAAAUCCCCCGAACGAAUGCAAAAGUUAGCAUAAUAUUGUAAUUUUCCAGAAAAAUACGUAUUUUAAAAUUGGAAAGCAUACCACGUAGAGUUUAUCGAAAAAAUAUAGCGACAUCUCAUCGAAUAGCUUCCGAAAGGGAAGUCUUCAAGAUGAUGAUACCAUUCUCUGUAAAAACAAUAUGAGAUGAUAAAACAAAUUAAACUUUGCUUCCAUCCUUAAAAUAGAACCGGCUGUUGCGAAGAAUCUCUUAUAGCAGCUUCCAUCAUGACAUAAUCCAAAAACAAUUGCCUACAACACCCUACAACCACCAACAAAAACCCGUAGAAAAGCAGCACAUAGUAUUUUGGAACAAAGUGAAAAAAGAAUACAAAUUUUAGCACUAGAUCAACAGUAUAGAAUCUACUUAGAUAAAAAAACCAUUAUAACCGAUAUUUACAGCUUUCUGUCCCGCAAUGUAUCGCAUAAUCGUCAUUUUUUUCAACGUCUUUGUUGUAUUGUCAAGUAUUCAGGCAUUUAGGUUUAAGAACGGAAGAAUAAAACUUUACUCGACUAGUGUUGUCCUACUUUUUCGAAGUUCGAAUUCGGUCAUCAAACCAAAUCUACCAACAAUGAGAUUGGUUUCUCGGUUUAAACUCCAAAAAUAUUUCUCCUAAUAUAUGGCUCUAUAUAUUCUACAAAAA